UAAUCCCGGUUUCAAAUAUCCGAAAACCAAAAUGCAGUAAUCUCCGGUUUAUAAAGACCGGGUAAUAUAAAACCAAACAAAAUCAGAUUUUCCCGGUUUAGCACAUCACACCACACGCAUAUCCAAUGGCUCUCCUUCCCGCCGUCGGGAUUCCAUCGCCGGCGCCACCGCAACAAACACCUUUCAUCUCUCGCAAUAACCACCCCAAUCCAAAGCUUCAUCAGAAGCUGAAUCAAUCAACCUCCGAAACCACCGUCUCAUGGACUUCCCGCAUCACUCUCCUCUCACGCAACGGUCGAUUAGCCGAGGCAGCGAAGGAAUUCACCGCCAUGAGACUCGCCGGCGUGGAGCCUAACCACAUCACUCUCAUCGCUCUACUCUCUGGAUGCGCUGACUGUGAACCCUUUGGCGAUUCGCUUCACGGGUAUGCUUGUAAACUCGGCCUCGAUAGAAACCAGGUCAUGGUCGGCACCGCGAUUCUCGGCAUGUACUCCAAACGCCGACGUUUUAGGAAGGCUAGGCUGGUUUUCGAUCGCGUGGAAGAUAAAAAUUCGGUUACUUGGAACACAAUGAUCGACGGUUACAUGAGGAGCGGCCGAGUCGACGACGCCGCGAAGGUGUUCGACGAAAUGCCUGAGAGAGACUUGAUUUCUUGGACGGCUAUGAUAAACGGGUUUGUUAAAAAGGGUUUGCACGAGGAAGCUUUGGCGUGGUUCCGUGAGAUGCAAGUCUCUGGAGUGAAGCCAGAUUACGUCGCUGUCAUCGCUGCUCUCGCCGCUUGCGCAAACCUUGGUGCUUUGUCUUUUGGAUUGUGGGUGCAUCGUUUUGUUGUGAGUCAGGAUUUUAAGAACAAUGUUAGGGUUAGUAACUCGCUGAUUGAUUUGUAUUGUCGGUGCGGGUGUGUGGAGUUUGCUCGACAGGUUUUUGAUGAGAUGGAGAAACGAACCGUGGUUUCGUGGAACUCAGUCAUUGUUGGUUUUGCUGCUAACGGGCAUGCGCAUGAGUCUUUGGUCUACUUUAGAAGAAUGCAAGAAGAGAGGUUUAAACCCGACGCGGUGACUUUCACAGGGGCGUUAACCGCUUGUAGUCAUGUAGGUUUAGUUGAAGAAGGUGUACGGUAUUUCGAAGCUAUGAAAAGGGAUUAUAGAAUCUCGCCUCGGAUUGAACACUACGGAUGCUUAGUGGAUUUGUAUAGUCGUGCUGGGAGGUUGGAAGAGGCUUUGAAGGUGGUAGAGAGCAUGCCGAUGAAGCCGAAUGAAGUUGUGAUUGGCUCGUUGCUUGCAGCCUGCAGGACUCAUGGGAACGAUACAGAGCUAGCAGAGAGGAUGAUGAAGCGUCUUAGUGAGCUUAAAGUGAAGAGCCAUUCUAACUACGUGAUUCUUUCGAACAUGUAUGCCGCUGAUGGACAAUGGGAAGGAGCAAGUAAGAUGAGAAGGAAGAUGAAAGGUCUAGGUCUAAAGAAGCAGCCUGGGUUUAGUUCUAUAGAGAUUGAUGAUCGAACGCAUGUGUUCAUGGCCGGUGACAGUGCCCAUGUUGAGGCCGGUUAUAUCCGAGAGGUUCUAGAGCUUAUUUCUUCUCAUUCGCGAUUACAAUGCAGUGUGGUUGAAACCCUUGAUGGUGAUCACAUAGGUGAUUGAAAUCCCAGGGACUUUCACCAACCCCAGCCAUAUGCACCAACCUUGUUGCCAAGGUCAUUGAGCAAAGAUCUGAAGCAUACCCCUAUAUAUAAAUCUGGUGUAUAGAGGCCACACUGAAAACAUGGUACUCCCGUGAGUUGAUAAGCUUAGAAUCCGAGCUCCCUUUCUUCAUAGGCAUCUCCUCAUGCCGACAUUGUCCAUUUGUAUUCAUCUGUGUCUGGUCAUGUUAUCGUUGAAAAAGACUCGUCUCAACCUCAUGGCUCUCUUCAGCCUCUUCAUGCACAUAAAAAAACCACUCUAGCAUUCCAAAACUCUGCUCUGUCAGAGAGACUGCUCUGUUUUCACAUUUCUCUGUGUUUUUUUUUACCAACCAAAACAUUUAUUAACAUUUCUCUGUUUUUAAUAUAACAGAUAUCGAUUUGUUUCAAAAAGAAAAAAAAUGAUUACAGUUACUCCAAA
Messenger RNA from Brassica napus (rape), 2096 nucleotides. RefSeq names its product pentatricopeptide repeat-containing protein At1g05750, chloroplastic. Gene Ontology annotation, biological process: RNA modification. NCBI's taxonomy places the organism in Eukaryota, Viridiplantae, Streptophyta, Magnoliopsida, Brassicales, Brassicaceae. Gene Ontology annotation, molecular function: protein binding; RNA binding. The record is from RefSeq and is a predicted model, not a curated record. The transcript has a single exon. Bases 126 to 1637 code for a protein of 503 amino acids.